GUGCACAACUUUAUUAAAAGUGAGUCAGCCACGAUGAGGGAUGGUUUCACGAUACACUUCACCUAGAAUAAGUCAGAGCUGCAGAGGAGAACAACAGUGCUUGAGGGCUGGGGGGAUGUGUGCCCCAUCCCCAGCUCACAGGCUCUGAGCCCUCACCUGCGGAAACCCAGCUGGGCACCAACUCAGAAUCACAGAAGGGGUCAGGCUGGAAGGGAGCACUGUGGGUCAUCUGGUCUUUCCAUCACAAGUCAUUAACUCACCUCUUUUCAGCAAAGAGGUGAUUGAUGUACUACAGUUAUUGAAAUUAGAAUAUGACCAGUGGGUUGUCUGGUCCAACCUCCCUGCUCAAGCAGGGUCACCGCAGAGCACACGGCACAGGAUUGUGUUCAGAUGGUUCUGGAAUAUCCAGUGAGGGAGACUCCACAGCUCCUCUGGGCAGUCUGUUCCAGUGCACGGUCACCUGCACAGUAAAGAAAUUCUUCCUCAUGUUCAGUGGAGCUUCCUGCACCUCAGCUGUUGCCCAUUGCCUCAUCUCCUGUUGCUGGCCACCACCGAGCAGAGCCUGGUCCAUCCUUCUGGCACCCUCCCACAGAUAUCUAUACACAUUUACUUGUCACUUGUCUCUCCUUGACGCCUCAGCUCCCUCAGCCUUUUCUCGAAGGAGAUGCUCCUUCAUCUCCAUCGUUGCCCUCCGCUGGACCCGCUCCAGGAGCUCCUUGUCUCUCUUGUACUGAGGAGCCCAGAACUGGACGCAGACUCCAGAUGUCCCUCGGUAGGGCUGACGAGAGGUGCAGGAUCACCUCCCUGACGUGCUGGAGCCCAGGACUCCCCCGUCCUUGCCCACAGGGUCAGCCCGGAGCAGCACUCCCGCCCCUCGGCCCUGCCGCCCCGCAGGCGGCGCCGGCGCAUCCAUCGCUCGGCGCGCGGCUGCCGGCCCUGGUUGCCGGGGCGGGCCCGCACGCAGCGCCCGAUCCCGGCCCGCGGCGGCGGACGCGGCCUCCCGGCCCCAUGGAGGGGGACAAGAAAAGAACCAAAGAAGAUACUUGGAAAGCAGAAGAACUUAGGAAACAUCUAAAGGCAUCACUACCAGAUAGUCAAAAUGAGGACCGAAAACACAGAGAAAAGAAACUGCGGAGGGAGAGGACUGUUCAUGACAUAGACCCUAACAGACAUGAACGCAGAGACAGAGAGAAGAGCAAGGAAAGAACAAGAGAGAGAGAGAGGUUGAAAUCCAGUGAAAGGGACAGGGAUAAAAGGAGAGAGAGAGAAAGGGAAAAAGAACACCAGAGAGAAGACCGAGAGAGACACAAAGAUAAGGUUCAAGAGUCAUAUUUGGAGGAGAGACACAGCAUAUUAAAGCAUAAAGACAGGGAGACUGAUAGAGAACGAGACAAAAAGCACAAGACAUAUGAGAUAAAGCAAAUAGAUCCACAGAAUUAUCUGAAAUCAUUUGAAGGAAGAGAUACAGAACAUCACAGAAGAAGAGAAAUCAGGCAUCGUUUGGAGGAGGAGAAAGCAAGAACUGAAGAGCAAGAAAGAAGACAUAAAGCACAGAAGGAUAAUGAUUUAAGAAAGAAAAUUGAAAAAUUUUUAGCCUACAAAGUUGAAGAAGGUGAACGUGUGCAGAGGUUAGAGAAACAUCAAGAGUUGGAUAAAGAAAGAGAAAGAAAACACAGAGAAAAAAAAGAACAUUCUGUUGGGACAGAAAAAGAGAGACUUCCUAAAGAGAAAAGUCAUAAACAUUAUGGAAAGGAAGAGGAAGAAAAACAUAAAUCAAAGAGAUCUAAAGAAAAAUCUUUCCAUGGAGACAGAGAAGAGCCAGCAGCAGAAGCUGACGAGAGAGUAAAAAGUAGAGAAAAGGAAAGAAACAAAUAUGAUACAAGGAACAGUGAAUACAAAAAGGAGGAGAGGAUUCAAGAAGAAAUGAGCCAUCAGCUUGUAAGGACUGUAAAAGAUAAAGGAAAACUUGUUGAAACAGAGAACAUGGACACAAGACAAGAGGAAAUGAAAGAUACACACAUCUCUAAUCCAGACACAGGACUUGAGGAUUUUUCUCUGAAUUAUGAAGAUGACUUUGAAGUCUAUGAAGAUGAUUUUGAAGAUGAUGAAGAUAAAAGUGGUGAAGUAGGAGAUGCAGAAGAAAACCCAAGAGAUGUUCAAUUUUCCAGAACAUCAGAAAUUGAAGAAAUUCAAAGAGCAAUUACUGCAGAAAAUGAUAGAAUUUUUACUCCAUUGCCAAAGAAACUGGAAAAUGAAAAAAAGGAAUCAGUCAUAGAAAGGCAAGAUUCUUCUGUCAGAAGCUCUUUUUGUGGAAUAUUCAUGGAUUUCCAAAUGGCAAACCAAAGACAAAGCAGGCGAAGUAUGGCCAGUAAGCAGAAAAAACGGAGUUCAGAACUUCUCCCACUAAUUGACCUGGAUUUCUCAGUUAGUUUUUCAUUACUGGAUUUGCCCCCUGUCAAUGAGUACGACAUGUACAUCAGGAAUUUUGGUAAAAUGAACACUAAGCAGGCAUAUGUUCAGUGUAAUGAGGACAAUCUUGAUAGAGACAUUCAGACUGAGGAAAUUGAGACACUGGAGAAAUGGACUCAGCAUCCAGGAGAAAGUGCUCUUGUAUCUGGAGGUCCCAUAAACAGCCAGGAUACAUCAGUGAAUGGAGCACCAACACCUAAAAUUGAUUCACAACGAUUAGCAAAUUUUCUCCGGUCUGCAUGCCAGGUGAUUGCUGUUUUGCUAGAGGAAGAUCAAGUUGCAACACAACCCAGGAAACUAAGAUCUCGACAAACCAGUCUGUCUAUUAGUGAUAGCUGUUUCCAGUUAAAUACUAACCAGCCAUUCCUCCAUGGCCGAAAAAUACCCUGCUUGUAUGUCUCCCAGGUUCAGAGGCAGACACUACUUUCUGCUCAUGGAUUACCUGAAAAGGCAGAUGUGGGUUUGCUGAGCAGAAAGAGCCUUAUAUGUGUUUGGAAUAUCUGGCAGCCCUCCAGUCCUCAGAAAGUUUUAAUAUGUGAUUCAGAGGUGAUAUGUUGCUGCUUUAGUCCCAGUAAAGCAACGUUAGUUUUUGCUGGAACAGUAGAUGGUUCAUUGUUAGUGUGGGAUCUUCGAGAAGACUCAAGAAUGCACCCUUGUAUGAUGAUCACUGGAACUGAGUGGACAUUUAGAGUUCCCACAUUUUCCACGGAUGGCAUUCUAAACUCAGUAAACCACGCCUCUCCUAUACUGGCGGUGGAACCUGUCUCAACUUCUCUCAACAGUGACCACAGUUAUGGGCUCUCAAGCCUGUCUUAUCAGGAGGAAAUGUCAGGCCCUCCAUUUCAGAUAGCUUCAAUGGAUGAAAAUGGAAUCCUCAAUAUGUGGGUAGUUGUUGAAUUGCAAAAAGCGGAUCUAGCUGGUUCACAAACUGACUUAGGCUUAGUUCCUGGAGGGAAAGUGAAGUUAGUACAUAGCUCUACUAUGGAAUUGAGUAACAGCCUUUUCCCAAAGGAUAUUAGCCAGAGAAUGCCACAGACACUGACUAUUAAAUUUCUGUCUUCUAAUCCCAAUCACUUCAUUGUUGGAACAAACAUUGGUCUGGUAGGUCAUGGUACAAGACAUCAUUUAAAAGUUGUUCCAAAGCUAUUCAGGCCCCAGGAGAGCAGGCUGAGAUCCAUAAGCAUCACUGCAAUUGACUUCUUCCCUUUUGGAAAGCCACUAUUUUUGGUUGGCUGUUCAGAUGGAAGUAUUAGAUUACACCAGAUGACAUCAGAGUGUCCCCUCAUGCAGUGGAAUGACAGCACAAAGGGCCAGCCAAUUAUUGCCCUGCAGUGGGCUUUGACAAGACCUGCUGUGUUCUUCGCCCUGGAUGCAUCAUCCAAUAUUUACAUUUGGGAUCUUCUGGAAAAUGAUUUGUUGCCUGUGGCCAAGCAGACUAUCCCAUCAGAGAGGGUUGUAACUAUGACUCUGCUGGGAGAGCCAGAAAAAGCAAAUGGAUUGUUAGGCAUUGUGCUGGCCAAGGAAUCUGGGCAGAUAGACAUUCAGUAUGUAAAGAAGAAGUGGGCAUUACCUCAGCCUGAGGAAUCUGACAAACUGUAUUCUAUUUUAUUGCAGUCUUUUUAGAAACAGGGUUGUACAAUUGGUUGCAAAAUGUGUAGUUAAUUUUUUACUUCAAUUAAAAAUUGUUAAUGUAA
Molecule: messenger RNA, 4163 nt
Organism: Vidua macroura (Pin-tailed whydah)
Lineage: Eukaryota; Metazoa; Chordata; Aves; Passeriformes; Viduidae
Gene: DYNC2I1
Product: dynein 2 intermediate chain 1
Exons: 24
Coding region: 763-4092 (1109 amino acids)
Biological process (GO): intraciliary transport
Cellular component (GO): cytoplasmic dynein complex
Molecular function (GO): dynein light chain binding; dynein heavy chain binding
Source: RefSeq, a predicted model, not a curated record